Molecule: messenger RNA, 614 nt
Organism: Nymphalis io (European peacock)
Lineage: Eukaryota; Metazoa; Arthropoda; Insecta; Lepidoptera; Nymphalidae
Exons: 1
Coding region: 109-483 (124 amino acids)
Biological process (GO): mitochondrial translation
Cellular component (GO): nucleoplasm; mitochondrial ribosome; mitochondrion
Molecular function (GO): RNA binding
Source: RefSeq, a predicted model, not a curated record
AUUGUCAAUGUCACUUAGAAAAUACUACGAAAAUAUAACCUAUUUGUUCAAUUAUAUAUUUCGAUUUCUUCUAAUUUCGUUACUUAAUCAUAAUUUACUUAAUAAAAAAUGAGAUUGAACACAAUAUUCUAUACUGCACCUUCAAGUAAGAGUGCUAGAAGACCACAAAGGGAUCCUAUACCUUUUCAAAUGCUGUUACCUUUAAGACUUAAGAAAGCAGUGUCUGGUAAAGGAGAUAAAUUAAAAGAAGCUGCCUGUAUGCAAGAAAUGGCUGUAAUGUUCGCCUGUUUUAAGAAAGCAGAGUUCGAUCAGGAGCAGUGCUUAAAAGAAGUGUCGGCAUUUCAAACUUGUUUCAAAGACUAUAAUGAACGAUUGAAAGUUCAACGAGAUCAAGGUAAAAAGGGUAUACUCGUUCCAGGCGAAAAGAACCUGACACAUAGACAGCUGAAUCAGUUAUUAAAGUCAUACCCUCCUACCCAGUAGCACUGUAUCAUUAUUAAAGUAGUUUAUAUGAAAUUAAUAUAGAAUAUAAAUUAAAAUUGUUUUUUAUUCCAUGCCAUCUAUUGUACAAUUAAGUGUUAAAUAAUUGUAGUUUAAUAUAGAUGUUUAGACAA